Molecule: messenger RNA, 1333 nt
Organism: Hordeum vulgare subsp. vulgare (domesticated barley)
Lineage: Eukaryota; Viridiplantae; Streptophyta; Magnoliopsida; Poales; Poaceae
Product: transcription repressor MYB5-like
Exons: 2
Coding region: 438-1247 (269 amino acids)
Source: RefSeq, a predicted model, not a curated record
AAAGUAUUCUGGAACGGAAGAGGAAGUGUAUAAAAUACCCUGAUAAAGUAGGAGAAAAACUGAAGCGAACUAUCCAGUGCAGCGAUGUAUAGUGGCGGCACGUUCUAAUUUGGAGGUGGCCGGCACCACUCUCCGCAUCCUUCGGUUUUCACCCCGAUCGGGUAGAGCGUGCGCGUGACACGGCGCGGCCCUGCCAAUCCAUCACGAAAUUCCUCCGUUUUCCGGAUACGGAACAGACUGCCGCGCACAAGAAACAAACCACCCCACCGACCGUUGCCUCUCCGGGAGGUGGCGCUGCGGCGCACGGCGAGAAAAGCGACCAAACCCCUCUCAGAAAAAGCGUCCGGGAAAAGCAGAAGCCAGGCGAUCGAGCAGCCAAAAUCCAAAGCCAUUCCAUCCUCCGAAUCUCUCCAGUGGCACGGAGCCGAGGCCGAUCGAUGGCACGACGGAAGCCGCCGGCGCAGCACGGAGGAGCCCGGAGCGAGGACGGCCAGGCCCAGACGACGACGGCGCCGCCGCCGCUCAAGCGGGGGCCGUGGACGGCGGAGGAGGACGAGGUGCUGGCGCGGUUCGUGGCGCGGGAAGGGGAGGGGCGGUGGCGCACCCUGCCGCGGCGGGCCGGCCUGCUGCGCUGCGGCAAGAGCUGCCGCCUGCGGUGGAUGAACUACCUCAGGCCGGACAUCAAGCGCGGCCCCAUCGCCGAGGACGAGGAGGACCUCAUCCUCCGCCUCCACCGCGUCCUCGGCAACCGGUGGUCGCUGAUCGCCGGGAGGCUGCCGGGGCGCACCGACAACGAGAUCAAGAACUACUGGAACUCGCACCUCAGCAAGAAGCUCAUCGCCCAGGGCCUCGACCCGCGGACGCACAUGCCGCUCGCCGCUGCCCCCGGCAAGACGGCAGCUGCUCCCGGCAAGACGACAGCAACGCCGGCGGUCGUACCGCCGCAACCUCCGCCCAUGCCAGUGCUGCCGACCUCGUCUGCCGCUGCAACUGGAUGUGACAGCCCAGCCGACGGAGGCAACGACGACUUGGCCGCGACGAUGAGCCUGGACACCGAUGGCUUCGAAGGGUUCGGUGACCAGCUUCUCGCCGACUACGCUGCUUCCCGCGGAGGCUUCGAGGACGUCAUGGGGUGUCCAAUGGUGGACGACGACACCUUCACCUCGUUCCUCGAUUCCUUGAUGAAUGACCGCCAGUUGGCCGCUGAUCGCAAGGAUGUGAUGAACGAUCAGGGCGGCGCUAGCUAGCUGAUACAGAUUUAUGAAUGCACUGUAAUCGUGGAUCAGAAUAAAAGGUUAACGACGAUCAGGGUACGUACGCAUGAGUUGCUCCA